Molecule: messenger RNA, 951 nt
Organism: Pochonia chlamydosporia 170
Lineage: Eukaryota; Fungi; Ascomycota; Sordariomycetes; Hypocreales; Clavicipitaceae
Exons: 1
Coding region: 1-951 (316 amino acids)
Source: RefSeq, a predicted model, not a curated record
AUGCUCAACCUCCAAAACCUCCCCCUCGAGAUCCGACUCCUCAUAUACGAACACACCCUCAUCGACAUCCCCCGAUGGAACAAGCAUCACAACCCCCGCUGCAAACACCACCCCCCACCAGGCGAUCUCGAACGCCCGCCGUUCCUAAGUAUCUACAUGACCAUCUGCCCCGAAAACAAAACCAUACAAACAUCCCCAUUCUGCAGCUGCGCCAAACGCACCGGCCUAUCCCUCCUCCAAACCACAAGAUCCAUCAACGCAGAAGCCUCACCCGUAUUCUGGUCCAAAAACACUUUCUGUCUGCUCGAUGGACGAGAUCUCACCGUGGCAGUGGGGCACAUCCUCCGACGGGAAACUGCCCAGCGCAUCAAACGGAUCAGUAUCAUGAAUCCAGACCGGAGGGGCUUCACGGAGCAUAUCAGGGGCGGAUUGAGAGUUCGUGGGGCUCGGCGAGCAGAGUUUUGGGAUGCCGUUUUACAAUGUACGCGGUUGGAGAGUCUUGAGAUUCCGCUUUCUUAUAUUAAGGGUAAGGGCAUGGGGAGGAUAGUGCGUGAACUUGUGGAAAAGGUAGUUGGGCUGAGGGGCUUGGAAUUGACGAGACUUGUGCCGUAUUGUUGGAAGGAUACUGUGUGUGGGUAUCCGUUCCCGAGUUCUAACUUUAUGAGUUUUCCGGCGGUGUAUGUCCGGUGUUCACGGCGGAUGUUACUAGGAGAUUAUGUGGGUGAUGAGGCUAUUGCCAGUACUUGUCGGGAGAUUGAGUCGAAUUUCUACGUGCAUGUUGAUUCGGUUGUGAAGACGCAAUAUCUGGGGGCCGAAGAACAUCGCAUGGAAGCGUGGAGGGACAUGAUUAAGUUGGCUCCUGGUCUUCAUUCCCACGAAAAUACCCGCACUAUUAAGCUCCCAGCAGGGGAAACGACACUGAUCACAUUUUACGGGUUACCAGUGCAAUAG